Messenger RNA from Cuscuta europaea, 756 nucleotides. Lineage: Eukaryota; Viridiplantae; Streptophyta; Magnoliopsida; Solanales; Convolvulaceae. The record is from the annotation of a GenBank genome assembly.
GGGAAAUUGCCGAAGCAAGAUAAAUCACAUCUUCUUUGUUCUCACUGCGGUUAUAAAGGACAUGAAGUGACCUCGUGCUUUGAAUUGCGUGGAUACCCUGAGUGGUGGGGCAGUAGGCCACGUGGGAAGAUUAAAGGACCUGGGAACAAGAAAAGUGUUGCUGUCAGCGAAAAUCCUUCUUCCUCAAAAUUCAAAGCUCAUGCCACUACACUGCCAUGUCACAUAUCCGAAUCAGGGAAUGUAGGUGCUUCACAAAUCAAUGACUCUGGUACGUUGACUUCACUUCCAGGGGGCGGUGGGUUCACAAAUGAGCAGUGGAAAACAAUUCUUGCCACGAUCAGUGCUACUCAAACUAAUUCUGGUAAAACAUCGGCUCCUUGUGAUCGAAUGACGGGACCUACACUCGAGGAAGCUGAUUGGGAUGGGUGAACGGAGGAACGGACUUUACUAUUUUCAGCAUCAACUUCAAAUUUCUUCGGUUAAUGCCGUGAACCUUACAGCUGAUCUUUGGCAUCGUCGUAUGGGGCAUCCUGCCGGGCAAAUUGUGAAGACACUUUUUCACACUAAUGAUAGUGUCACUUUUCCCUGUGAUAUUUGUUUUCGUGCUAAACAGACAAGAAACUCUUUUACUCUGAGUGAUAAUAAAUCAUCUGCAAUUUUUGAUUUAAUUCAUUGUGAUCUAUGGGGUCCUUAUAAUACGCCAGCUACGUGUGGGGCAAAAAGCUUCUUGACUAUUGUGGAUGAUUUUUCUCGUGC